Messenger RNA from Ipomoea nil (Japanese morning glory), 1536 nucleotides. Its product is annotated as exopolygalacturonase-like. Lineage: Eukaryota; Viridiplantae; Streptophyta; Magnoliopsida; Solanales; Convolvulaceae. The coding region runs from base 1 to 1536 and encodes 511 amino acids. The transcript is spliced from 4 exons. The record is from RefSeq and is a predicted model, not a curated record. Gene Ontology annotation, biological process: carbohydrate metabolic process. Gene Ontology annotation, molecular function: polygalacturonase activity.
AUGACAUCCUCUUUAGUCUUUUCUACCUUUUCUAUCCUUGUUAUCCUUCUACUUCGGGUUUGUUCAAUCCAUAUUCAAGAUAAUGUCUUUGAUGUCACUUCAUUUCAUAGCAUAUCUGGAGGAGCACUUGAUAUAACUAAGGCAUUGCUAAAGGCAUGGAGUGAAGCAUGCGAUGCUGAAAACGGCGUAGUUUUGAUCCCGAAAGGAACGUUCUUGUUGAAUAAGGUGAAAUUAGCUGGACCAUGCAAGGGUUCAACAAGAUUUAUACUUAAUGGCAAUUUGAAGGCCCCGACCAACGUUUCAGUCAUGAAACAUUCCAAACAUUGGGUGUUGUUCUCUAACAUCCUAGGUUUGUCCAUUGUUGGGAAGGGCUCUUUUGAUGGCCGAGGUGAAUCUGCGUGGCUUCUAAAUGAAUGCAAACGUAAACUUCACUGCAUAUCUCUUCCAAUUUCUAUAAGCUUGAAGAAUAUCUCAAAUGCAUUGAUUCAAGGCAUAGUCUCUAAAAAUAGUAAGUUUUUUCACAUUACGAUAAGAAAGAGUGACUCUAUUCUAAUCAAGAACGUGAGAAUACAAGCUCCGCACAAUAGCCCCAAUACGGACGGAAUCCAUAUCUCCCGGUCAAAGGAUAUAACUAUCGUCAAUACGAACAUUGGGACAGGCGAUGAUUGCAUCUCCUUGAGCAAAGGAAGUACAAAUAUUGACAUCCACAAUGUCACAUGUGGUCCUGGUCAUGGCAUUAGUAUUGGAAGCUUAGGACAACAUGAAAAUGAAGAAGAUGUGAGUGGGAUUGUUGUGAAGAAUUGCACUUUCACAAACACCAAAAAUGGAGUUAGGAUCAAAACAUGGGCUCCUUCUUUUUCUUCAAGGGUCUUCAAUCUUAUUUUUCAAGAUAUCAUUUUGAAUAAUGUUAGCAAUUCAAUUUUAAUCGAUCAGCACUAUUGCCCCAACUCUCAUUGCAGGUCUAUGGGAGAAUCAAGAGUCGAAAUUUCAAAUGUUAAGUUCAUCAACUUUAGGGGUACUUCCUCUAAUAAGGUAGCUGUCACUCUCGAUUGUAGCUCGUUUCUGCCCUGUGAUGAUAUUGUGUUAGUAGGUUUAGACAUAAGCCAUAAGCGUGGAAGACCUACUACUGCCGAUUGCACCAACUUUCAUGGAAUAUUUGAUGAAAGUAGAUCUCCAUUUGCUUGUGUUGGUGAAGUUUUUCCAAUUCCAAUUCCAACCGUUGAGAUUGUCCCAACUCUAAUUGGCGAUAUUGUCCUAACUCCAACUCCAAUCAAUGAGAUCGUCCCAAUUCCAACUCCAACCAGCGAGAUUGCCCCAACUCCAACUCCGAUUGGUGAGAUUGCCUCAACUCCAACUCCAAUCGGUGAUAUUGUCCCAAAUCCAACUCCAACCAGCGAGAUCGUACCAACUCCAACUCCAUCCAGCGAGAUCGUACCAACUCCAACUCCAACCAGCGAGAUCGUACCAACUCCAACUCCAACUCGAACUAAUGGAAUUGACAUAUUUUAUGCAGAAGAUUUUUAUUCAUUUUUAUAA